AUAAAAGCGGUGCUCGCGCCAGCAGCCGGCAGUACAUGAAAAGCAAUCAAACGAAUAACACGAGAAGAGUUUACGAAGCGAACGAAUACGAAACAGCAACAAACAUGCCAGCAAUUGGAAUUGAUUUGGGAACCACCUACUCCUGUGUGGGAGUUUGGCAGCAGGGAAAGGUGGAGAUCAUCGCCAACGACCAGGGCAACAGAACAACACCCAGCUAUGUUGCCUUCACGGACACCGAACGUCUGAUUGGCGAUGCUGCUAAAAACCAGGUAGCGAUGAACCCGGCCAACACUGUCUUCGACGCCAAAAGGUUAAUUGGGCGCAAGUUUGACGACCCCAAGAUCCAGAGCGACAUCAAACACUGGCCGUUCAAAGUCGUCAACGAAGCAGGCAAACCUAAGAUCCAGGUUGAGUUCCGCGGUGAGGUAAAGAGGUUCAACCCUGAGGAGAUCAGUUCGAUGGUCUUGACGAAGAUGAAGGAAACAGCAGAGGCAUAUCUGGGAGGAAGUGUGAAAGACGCGGUCAUCACGGUGCCCGCCUAUUUCAACGAUUCCCAGCGACAAGCGACCAAAGACGCCGGAGCAAUUGCCGGAAUAAACGUCCUCAGGAUCAUCAACGAACCCACAGCCGCGGCUCUCGCCUACGGCCUCGACAAGAAUCUCAAAGGCGAAAAGAACGUCCUCAUUUUCGAUCUGGGCGGCGGAACCUUCGACGUUUCCAUCCUUUCCAUCGACGAAGGCUCGCUCUUUGAAGUCAAGUCAACGGCCGGCGACACUCACCUUGGUGGCGAAGAUUUCGACUCGCGUCUGGUGGACCAUCUCUGCAAGGAAUUCGAACGAAAGUACAGAAAAGACUUGAAGAAGAAUCCGAGAAGUCUUCGCAGAUUGAGAACAGCAGCUGAAAGAGCGAAACGAACCCUCUCUUCGAGCACCGAAGCCACCAUCGAAAUCGAUGCUCUCUACGAAGGAGUGGACUUCUACACCAAAGUCUCAAGGGCUCGCUUCGAGGAAUUGUGCGCAGAUCUGUUCAGAGCCACCUUGGAACCUGUGGAGAAGGCUCUAACUGAUGCCAAGUUGGACAAGAGAGCCAUCGACGAAGUCGUCCUCGUCGGGGGUUCAACGCGGAUCCCAAAGGUCCAGAAUAUGCUGCAGAACUUCUUCUGCGGCAAGCAGUUGAACUUGUCGAUCAACCCUGACGAGGCCGUCGCUUAUGGCGCGGCAGUACAAGCAGCCAUCCUUUCCGGCGAAGGCGCCACGAGCUCGACUCUCCAGGAUGUCCUCUUGGUGGAUGUGGCACCUCUCUCUCUGGGCAUCGAGACUGCUGGUGGAGUCAUGACGAACAUCAUCGAGCGCAAUGCACGCAUCCCAUGCAAACAAUCGCAGACCUUCAGCACCUACGCCGAUAACCAACCUGGCGUGUCUAUUCAGGUGUUUGAGGGUGAGCGUGCAAUGACCAAGGACAACAACAAACUGGGCAACUUUGAGCUGAGUGGCAUUGCACCCGCGCCCCGAGGUGUGCCGAAGAUCGACGUCACCUUCGACAUGGACGCGAAUGGCAUUCUUCACGUUACAGCGAAAGACACAGCCAGCGGUCGCAGCAACAACAUCCGCAUCACGAACGACAAAGGUCGCCUCUCUCGGGAGGAGAUUGACAGAAUGCUGGCUGAAGCCGAGCGCUAUCGCGACCAAGAUAAAGAGCAGCGCGAGAAGGUCGAGGCUCGCAACAAGAUCGAGAGCUACAUCUUCUCUGUGAAGCAGGCCGUCCAGGACUCGGGCGACAAGCUCACCGACUCGGACAAGAAGUCCGUGAUGGACCUCUGCGAAGCCACUGUCACCUGGCUCGACAACAACACCCUCGCCGAGAAGGAAGAGUAUGUCCAUAAACUCGAGGAGGUCCAGAGGCAGUGUGCGCCAAUCAUGACCAAGAUCCAUCAAGGAGGCAAUGCUACUGGUCCACAAGACUGCGGAAGUCAAUUCAGGCAAGGAGGUCAAGAACAGCAAGGCUACUCGGGACCCACUGUGGAGGAGGUGGACUAAAUCUCAAGUUUUUAAACAUCCAUUUUUGAAGAGAGCAACAACAUCGGUUCUCUUCUUUGUUCAUAUGUUGAGAACAAUAACAUCGGUUCUUGAUCAACACACCAAAGAACAACAACAUCUGUUCUUUUUACGAACGCCAACUUGAGAACAACAACACCUGUUCUUCGAAAAAAAAAAAAAAAAAAAAAAAA
Messenger RNA from Belonocnema kinseyi, 2227 nucleotides. RefSeq names its product heat shock protein 68-like. Bases 36 to 2036 code for a protein of 666 amino acids. Gene Ontology annotation, molecular function: ATP hydrolysis activity; ATP binding; misfolded protein binding. The record is from RefSeq and is a predicted model, not a curated record. Gene Ontology annotation, cellular component: cytoplasm. The transcript is spliced from 3 exons. NCBI's taxonomy places the organism in Eukaryota, Metazoa, Arthropoda, Insecta, Hymenoptera, Cynipidae. Gene Ontology annotation, biological process: protein refolding; cellular response to unfolded protein.